CACAGGAAGGCACUAUCUGAGCCCGGUCUGGAGAUUUACUUGUUCGUUUUGUGGUAUGGUGUUGUGGUGAGACAUGUUUGAUAUCUGUAGUCUAGGCCUGUUGCAGGGCUCGCAGAGUCAUGUUUCUGCCGUACGGAAGAACUUCACGUUUUUGCAAAUUUUUCCGGUUGACUGUCACAUAGUUUCAUUGUCGCGUUUUGUCUGUUGCCUGUUUGCUGAGUGUUUUGUGAACGCUUUGCCGCUGUAUGCAGGUCCGACGGGAGAGAGCUACCUUUAAUAUUUAGAAUGUUUCUUUUCAGUUUUUGGUAUAUUCGAUCGCAUCCUCUGUUGAAUUUUGCUGUGGCCACCUUUUGACGACGCUGAUUAGUGGUGCUGUUUAGGAGUUUGCUAUUUGUGUGUUUUUCUUGUUUUAUGAAAGUGUUACCAGGAUGCUAGAGCUGUCGCUGUCGAGGAGAUGCAACAUGGCUACCCUCUGAGUCACCGUGGUGGGAUAAUAGAAUCCGUUGCCAUCCUCUACCUUGGAAGUUCUCAGGAACCGGGACGUGCUGGUUCACGCGUGACGUUCUCCCCCACCCGUAACGACCCUUGUAAGAAGUUUCGGACUUCAGGGAUCUUCAGAUGCGGCAGGUACGACAAAAGAUGUAGCAGCAAGUGGUGGCGCAGGAACAGCAGCCUGUCAGCCUCUCUUAGGCCCCCUCACCCUCCUCGCCAUUCCGGACACUUGAGUGCCACAAGGAAAGGACAGCUCAUGAAGACGGUACAGCCCGGGCAGGCACCGGCGAGUGCCGCGGGUAGAGCUCACGAAGAUGGUAAGGCCCGGGCAGGCACCGGCGAGUGUCGCGGGUAGAGCUCACGAACGACGAAGAUGGUAAGG
This is a messenger RNA of Branchiostoma floridae (Florida lancelet), 874 nucleotides long. RefSeq lists its product as uncharacterized. NCBI's taxonomy places the organism in Eukaryota, Metazoa, Chordata, Leptocardii, Amphioxiformes, Branchiostomatidae. The coding region runs from base 455 to 847 and encodes 130 amino acids. The transcript is spliced from 2 exons. The record is from RefSeq and is a predicted model, not a curated record.